Notodromas monacha is the source of this 3511-nucleotide messenger RNA. Lineage: Eukaryota; Metazoa; Arthropoda; Ostracoda; Podocopida; Cyprididae. The record is from the annotation of a GenBank genome assembly.
UUGUUCUAAUUUUUCAGGCUUGAAAUAUUGGUCGAAAUCAGGCCAACCUGUGAAAAAUGGUUGCUAUGUUAUGUUUUGAUGUCAGUCGCAACUUCGAAGUUUAAAGCCACGUUAAUGGUCGAAGAGUUCUCCAAUAACGUCGCGUUCAAGUUCUUAAAUUACGAUGGAACUCAGUCAUAGUUUGACACUGAAUGAACAUGCUUUGGCUAAGCUACCUGAUCCACAAAAGCCGGUUUUUGUUGUUGAAUGGUUGACGUAUCUGAGCAAAGUUCUCGUCGCUGCUCAGAAGUCGGAUAUCAAAGAAUGCCAGGAGCUGUUGUACUCUCAGUUGAUGAAACAAAUUCACGAAUGUCCUGGUCCACCAAUGAGAAAGCUGAUCGCUCGAUGCUUGGCAACGCUUUUCACUGUGGGUGAUACGUACAAAUUAUUCGAAUGCAUCAAUAAGUUGAAUGACGUUCUCCGAUCGAAGGAUGAUUCACCCAGCUUCCUUCCAACAAAAUUGGCAGCUGGGGCCUGCUUAGGGAUGAUGUUUGAAAAACUUGGACGUCUUAUGGGCCGGUCGUAUGAAGAAACUGUUCAGAUCCUUGUACGAUGUCUGAAGAAUGCCGAGUCAUUGUAUCGUAUCACAAUCAUGUCGACUUUGGAAAAGUUGUGCAUCGGUAUGGGCAGUGCUGCUGGGCCUUUCCAGAAGGACAUAUACAAAGCAGCGAAAAGUUGCCUGACCGAUCGGUCAAUGCCAGUUAGACGUGCAGCCGCUAAGUGCCUGAUCCAAAUGAUUCCUCACGCUCCAUUCCUGCACACAACGGAGCUGGAGAGCACAUGUUCUCUGUGUUUUCGCGCUAUGGAUGGUUCUAAUUACCAGGUUCGAUGCGCCUUGGCGUCACUGGUAGGAUCUCUGUUGGCUGUGACACAACAACCACCAAAAUUGCCUAACCAUAUGCCCACGAAAGCCGAGAAACCAAAGAUGUGCACAUUAAACGAAGCUAUGAAUAUACUAGCGAAUGGUUUUCAGCGUACAAACGUCAGUAGCGUUGGUGUGAUUAAACCGGGAAAUUCGUCGCUCCCGUCGCGAGAAGUGCGUGUGGGUGUUUCUCAUGCCUACGUUUCCUUUGUCAAUGCCUUGGGUACCCCUUGGCUUGAACGAAAUCUUGCAAUAUUCUUGAACCACGUGUUUGAGCUCGUGUGCUGCGGGAAGAGCCUUGGAUCAACUCAUGUUGAAGCUGUGUACGCGAGGAAAUGUGUCGGUUUCAUCUUGCAUUCCACGAUUGGAAAAAUGUUGGGAGAAAAGGCUCAGCGUGGAGCCUGCAAGGAACUGAUUUUGGUGAUGAAGAAGCACAUGCAAAGUGUGUCCAAGGAAAAAGAUGAGGCUGCGAGUGGCAUCACAAAUCCGCAUGUCCAAGUGUGCGCAUUGCUUGAACUGGGCACCUUGAUAGCAAGUUUAGGAACAUGUGCAAACACCUUGCUGUCAGAUGCAAGCUUAGAUUUGUUGGAGUUGAUCAACACGCUGAUAAUCAGUACAACUCCUGCUGCUGCUGUGCGUUAUGCGAGCGCGUGGUGCCUGUGCUGCAUUGGGAAAGCAGUCCCUUCACAGUUGAUAAUUUUGAUAGAUUCUUGCGUGGAGAAACUCGAAAAGGUUGGAUCAAGUUCUCCCGAGGCCGUGUCAGGAUUUGCCUGUGGAAUUUCUGCGUUAGUCUCUGCCUCCCAGAGUACGCCUCUCGGAAUACCGCAUACUCGAGGGAAACUCCUUUUCAAUGUUGCGGAAGAACUUCUGCGCAGUGCAAACCAGAAUCCACGCUUGUCAUUGCCAAGGACGCAUGGAGGUUGGCUGUUGAUAGGGUCGAUCAUGACACUCGGGUUACCGGUGGUGAAGAGUCUUCUACCUAGGAUGAUGCUUCUAUGGCGAAAUUCUUUCCCGCGAUCUGUGAAGGAGUUGGAUUCGGAGAAGGCUCGUGGUGAUGCGUUUACAUGGCAAGUGACGCUGGAAGGUCGAUCAGGAGCGUUAUCGGCGAUGCAUUCAUUUGUUCUUCAUUGUCCGCAACUUGCUGCUGAGGCUGACACCACACGUCGGAUUCUUGUGCCUAUCGAAAGCGCCUUGGGGAUGCUAACAAACAUUCAAAAUGUAGUCAAGUCGUACAGUCAGCACCUAAAAGCCUCAGCUGCGAUGGUGCGGCUUCGACUGAAUCAGGUGCUGUCUCUGCUACCGCCGCGUUGUUUUGAGGCAUCCUUCACUCAUUUACUCCGGUUGCUGGUAUCGGAAUUCACAUUGAGCGAAAAUCCUGCGAACACCACAACGUCUUUACUCCGUCCCUUAUGUCACGCGACGAAUCCCAUUAUCCUGGGCUCCUGGCUGCAAGAUAUGGAUCAUCGGCACGUGGAGGAUCAGCUCCAGUCAAAUAGUGCCUCUGGAUCAAGUGCAAUAGAACACGAUCCAUCCUGUUUAUUCAUGCCCUUACCGGACGGAGAAAGCACGCCUGGAGCUUUGCCUCUCGGAGUUAGUGUCGUGGAUUCUGCCGUUGAAUUAUUCGGGCAUGUUUUCCCGCAUUGCUCCCCGAAACACAAGGGCCAGCUCAUGGAUCACUUUUUGGAGUGCUUGAAGCAAGCGAAAGCGCAGCGUCAAGAAGCAAUAACGAUAAACAUCUUCGCUGGUUUAUUGCUUGCGCUGAAGAACCUCGCGGAUAGUAAAACCCCGUUGCCGAAUGAGGAUGUUUGCAAAGGCAUCGUUGCACUGAUCAGAAAUACUUUGACGCACGGCAAUACUCUGAUCCGAUGUGCUGCCGGAGAGGCCUUAGGUAGACUUGCUCAAGUGAUUGGAGAUGCGAAGUUCGUUGCGGAGAUGGCACAAGAAAGUUUUGAGAAGCUGCGAUGUGCGAGGGACGUGGCGUCUCGCACGGGUCACUCGUUGGCGUUGGGUGCAUUACAUCAUUAUGUUGGAGGAAUGGGAUCAAGUCAGCAUCUUAAUACGAGUGUCAGCAUUCUGCUCGCUUUGGCGAAUGAUAUCACUUCCCCCGUGGUCCAGGUGUGGGCGUUACAUGCGUUGUCGUUGAUUGCUGAUUCUGGCGGUCCGAUGUUCCGUGGAUUUGUUGAGCCGACUCUUUCUUCUUGCCUGAAGUUACUUCUUAGUGUUUCUCCCGCUCAUGUUGAUGUUCACCAUUGCAUCGGGAAGGUACUCUCCGGCUUGAUCACCACUAUUGGGCCAGAGCUGCAAGGAGAUACAAGUUCUCUGAAUGCAGUUCGAUGGUCGUUUCUAUGUGCUUGUGCGGUUAUGCAAGAAAGUGAAGAUGCAUUGGUUGAAGCCGAAGCCACCAGCUGCCUCCAGCAAUUACAUAUGUUCGCUCCUCGUUAUGUUAAUUUGACCUCUUUGGUGCCGAGUCUUUGUUGGAACUUGACGAGUAAACACCUGCUGUUGCGAAAAGCUGCCGUAUCAUGUUUGCGACAGCUUGCUCAGCGCGAAGCAAAGGAAGUUUGCGCGUAUGCCGCGGUACUGAGUAAUCAAGAUCGGGAGAACAGCGAA